Messenger RNA from Drosophila grimshawi, 1511 nucleotides. Its product is annotated as 27 kDa glycoprotein. The record is from RefSeq and is a predicted model, not a curated record. Lineage: Eukaryota; Metazoa; Arthropoda; Insecta; Diptera; Drosophilidae. The transcript has a single exon. Bases 3 to 971 code for a protein of 322 amino acids.
UCAUGGAGCGAGCACUAAACGGAACGCGUCAACUGCUCGCAGUAGUUAUAAGCUGCUGCUUGUGCUUCAGUUUGAGUGCGGCACAAUUGUCGCUUGCAACACAUGAUGCGGCCAGCAUCAAGGAUCUGAAUGAGUUGGGCUCCCACUAUCUGCCCGCUGGCUAUGCAGCGAUUCAACCGAACGUGACACUCGACGAUCUGCAACGCCUGAUGGAGCAGAAGUGCCUGAAGGCGAACGCACCUUUGCCCGCCAGCGAGGUGAAUGCGACGAAACUGACCGCUGAUAUACAGCAGGCAGCUGGCCGUCUGAUGCAGUGCAUCAAUGGGCUGGUCAAUAUCAGCGUAGUCAUGGACGAGGUGGAGACGGCGCGUCCUCGCGGCGAUCUUGAUGUUGUCUUUGAAAAGUACUGCCUGCGAAUGCCGCGUGCCCGCGAAUGCAUCACGGAUUUCAAUGCGGCCCUGUUGCCAUGUAUGACGCGCGAGGAGCGCUCGCACAAUGCGAUGAUGCUGCGCAUCAUGGGCAAGCUGCUGGAUUUUGUGUGCUACAAGAAUGGCGAUCAGAUCGCGCUCUUUAUUGCCGAGGAGGGGCCAGAGUGCUUUCAGCAGCACAAGGACAAUGUGGGCAGCUGCUUGCAGACCAGUUUUGGACAUUAUCUGCCCAGCCAGCUGAACAUAUCGCAAGUGCAGCUGCCAGAUCUGGUGCUCGGACCGCGCCAGUGCACCGAAUUGCAUGACUUCGAGAGCUGUGUCGUGCGCCAUCUGGAGACGUGCAGCAACAUCACGCCCAGCAACAUUGUGGAAUCAAUGUUCCGCUAUGUGCGCAAGGAGUCCAACUGCCAGCAGGUCAUCGAUCGCGUCACCCGGGAGAGUAACGAGGCUUUGGCUCAGAGAUCUGGCGCUGCCAGCACCUGGAGCGCCUCAUUGACUAUUGCAGCCCUGGCUGUGCGCGUUGCCUCUGCUUACAUAUUAUAAUAUUAGUAAGAAUACUUCAAGUGCGAUUACAUGCUUACUUUGUUUUUUUUUUUUUUUUUGCAUUAACUGUGUGUAUUUUAUAAUUAUUUUUAAUAAAGUCCACGCUGCGUAUGCGCAAUGUGUCCGUAAGCCGCUUAACGGCUUGGCCUUAAAUGCCCGCCAGCUGAAAGGAGAAGUUCCAAAGUGUUAAGUUAAAAGCUGCAUAAACACAAGCCUGAAAUAUGAAUAGAAACCAGCCAGCAGCAGCAACCAGCAGCCAACAGCAGCAACCAGCAGCCAACAGCUGCCAGAAGCAGCCAUUGCUUAUCGGCUAGUUAGCAGCCGGGUCAGUUGUCCGUCCGUCGUUCGCUCUGUCGUUCGUUGUCCGUUGGGUUUGCUGACUGGGCCGGUGUCUUAUCAGCGACUCGCUGGCAAAACAAUGAGAAUGCUAUGGUACACUCAGCAAAACAAAAAUAUGCCUUAAUAGAAUGCUGAACAUCAGCUUCCAUUAUAAAUUUUUUUUUAGUGCAUUUCUAAAACAAUAUAUUGCGUCUCUCUCAA